This is a messenger RNA of Clupea harengus (Atlantic herring), 2294 nucleotides long. RefSeq names its product regulator of G protein signaling 9a (gene rgs9a). Lineage: Eukaryota; Metazoa; Chordata; Actinopteri; Clupeiformes; Clupeidae. Gene Ontology annotation, biological process: G protein-coupled receptor signaling pathway; regulation of G protein-coupled receptor signaling pathway; positive regulation of GTPase activity. Gene Ontology annotation, cellular component: neuron projection; cytoplasm; plasma membrane. The record is from RefSeq and is a predicted model, not a curated record. Gene Ontology annotation, molecular function: GTPase activator activity.
GCAAAGGUAUAGGUGAGCAAACCAGCUGAUGCUCUUUACUGGGAUAACAGUUCGUAGGAAUAGAGCUGAUUCGUGAUUGGCGGGGAGACAGAUCAUUGCACUUUCUUUUCCCCCUGCAAGCUCCUUAUGUUCACCGUGUGUGCGUGCAGUGAGCAAGGCGAAAGACUUCCGUCAUUCUUGUUUUCAAUGACAGCGAAAUAUUUUACUUUCUAACAAUUCAAGGCAUAUAACGGGAUAUAACAUCAAAAAGCAAACAUGACGAUACGGUCAAAUCGAGAUCAUGCACAGCAUUAUCGGCCUCGAAUGACAUGCCUCAAAAAGGUGGAGGCCUUGGUUGUGGAGAUGCAGGAUUCCAAAAGUGGGGUGACGGCAACAGAGCAGAAGCUCAACGUCACCACCAUCCCCCAUGUGAUGACAGGUCAGGAUAUUCUGGCAUGGAUUGCUAACAAAAUGAAAAUGGACGCUGAAGAGGCCCAGGCUCUUGGCACUAUGCUGGUGGCAUAUGGCUACAUUUACCCUCUGCAGGACCACAAGAAACUGAUCCUCAAACCCGAUGGCAGCUUCUUCCGUUUCCAGACUCCGUAUUUCUGGCCGGUACAGAAGUGGCAAGCUGAAGAUAUAGAUUAUGCAAUUUACCUGGCCAAGAGGAAUAUGCGCAAAAAGGGGACACUGGAGGUGUACGAACAGGCACGCUACAAUGAGUUCCACAAAUGGCUGAACCCCAAAUGGGAUUUCAUCGUGAUGCAGGCUACGGAGCAAUACAGGGCCAACAAGCAGCGACAGAAAGCCGACCGUGUGGUGUUUGAUUGUCAGGAGCGAGCCUACUGGAUUGUACAGCGACCACCACCAAGAGCUCACAGUGCCCUGGACUGCAUGGACCGCCUGGUUGAUCCUAAUGAUGAGACACGAACCUAUGACCACUACAGAAGGACUACCAUCUACCUGCAGCAGGCCAUGGCGAGGUCAAGGGUCAAGUCAACAGUGUCUCUGGGAGCUCUUGUCAAGUACAUUAACACAUACAAGAACCAUGACCCCUUCCUGGCGCCCUGCACUCCCAGCAACCCUUGGCUGAGCGAAGAUGACACUUACUGGGAGCUGAACCUGCCAACUGUGGAAGUUCCUACUAAAAUGCGUGUGGAGCGUUGGUCCUUCAGUCUCAUGGACCUGUUUAACGACCCACGAGGUCGCAAGGACUUCAAGCUCUUCCUGAAGAAGGAGUUCAGUGGUGAGAACAUGGCCUUCUGGGAAGCUGCAGAGGACAUGGUGUGGGGAUCGGCUGCCUCCAUGGCCGACCAGUCCCAGACCAUUUUCAAGACUUUCCUGAUUCCUGGAGCUCCUCGCUGGAUCAACAUUGACGGCAGGACCAUGGGCCUAACCGUGAAGGGUCUGGAACACCCGCACAGAUACGUCCUGGAUGCCGCUCAGACCCACGUCUUCCUGCUAAUGAAGAAGGAUACUUUUUUCCGAUACCUAAAAUCACCUGUUUACAAGGAUAUGCAGAAGAGAGCAAUCGUACCGCCGUUACAUAACUACAGUGAUGCCCAGGUGGAGCAGAACGCCAGGAACCGCAGGCCGGGCACCGACCCAAUCCUCAUUUGGCAACAAUUGGAGACGGAGCGCAAGGCAGCAGACUUGGCGGGGAAGCCCGUGGACAUCAGUACGAUCAAAAACAAGAUUGACCGCAAGUAAACCGACGGCCCACCAUCCCCAAAGACGGAGACGAGAAGAGGGAAACGCAGUAUUUAUCUGAACACCCAUAUGAGAUUCAACCAGCCGGGAAGAUAUCACUUCUGUUAGAACAGCACAGGAAAGCCCAUCAGGUGGCCUGUGAAAACUGGUCAAGGCAGUGUAUGAACAUGAGGUGGGUUUUAGAGCAGGAAUGUACGGUAGACUCUGAUGGAUUGAGGAGGGCAUUCAUGUUUUAGUUUUUUUUCUCUAGGAGGUCUCUUAAUAGAGAGAUAAUUAUAAUGAGGUCAUGGUACCACUAACAAAAUCUAAGAUAGAUAGUAUUUAGCACAGGUAAUCUUCUUUACUGGUUGCAUUCAUCUUUUUAUCUUGGAGCAAAUUACAGUUGUAUUUAACACCUGUUCACCUUUCACCCAUCACUAAGGCAAAUGUUUGUCGUCUGGAGUUUAUUGUGUGUGCUUGUUUUGUGCAAUUUGUCUGUGUGUGUGAGAGAGAGUGUGAGUGAAAGAGUGAGGUGAAUGAAUUUAAUUUACUUUUUUGUCUGUCAACACAAUAUCCUAUGUAAAUACAAGAUCUGUUCGGUUACACAAUAAAGUCCACAAACCAAA